AUGAACGACGCUUUGCUUCCAAGGCGUCGCUUUGAGCUGUUCAUAUAUCUACUCACGGGUCGACCCUUGCCUGCGCAGGCUGCUGCAACUGAUUUGACAGAGGAAAAACCUCCUGCCCCACAGAGCGAAGACAAGGACAUGGACGAUGAGGAGGUAGAGCCUAGUCAAAUUGCUCACAAGUGA
This is a messenger RNA of Phytophthora nicotianae INRA-310, 183 nucleotides long. RefSeq lists its product as hypothetical. The transcript has a single exon. The record is from RefSeq and is a predicted model, not a curated record. Bases 1 to 183 code for a protein of 60 amino acids. Lineage: Eukaryota; Oomycota; Peronosporomycetes; Peronosporales; Peronosporaceae.